Molecule: messenger RNA, 7511 nt
Organism: Athalia rosae (coleseed sawfly)
Lineage: Eukaryota; Metazoa; Arthropoda; Insecta; Hymenoptera; Athaliidae
Exons: 10
Coding region: 409-7407 (2332 amino acids)
Source: RefSeq, a predicted model, not a curated record
CCUCUCAAACUUUUCAAGACAGGCUAACGACUCGGGACGGUCGUAUGGAAAACGACACAUGCACGUUAUUAUAUAUUGUAACGAAGUGCCCCACGGUUUUUGAUUUUCUUCUUCGUAACGAGUUUGCGACAUUUGGGAAAAAACGCUGCAGGAGAACCGAAACAGGACAUUCGCAUUAUUGAAAGGUUGUCGAAAAUAAUUGUGGAAAUGGACACGGGACAGUGUAAAGUGAUUUGGUGAAGCCGAAUUUGGGGUUGAUUUUUUCAAUCGUUCAUUCCUCGAAGUCAUUAAUUUUGUCACCCCUCCGUGGGAGGAAGUUCUUUUUUCUAUCAAUUUUUAUUCAAGUGCAAUAAUCUCGAUACGUUGAUAUACAUCAAUUACGGAUUGGAACGUACCGAUUUGUACAAGAUGAUCAUUCGGCGCCGUUCGAUUUUGGCGGCGACGAUCCUACUAACGAUUUUCGUGAAUUCCGGUUCGACGAAGGGCGAAAGAUGGUCCCGUCAGGUUUCGAACAGCGAAUGGAUCCCUCUGGCGAAUCCCAGAUCCCUCACGGAACACGGGGGGGGUAGUUUAUCCGGAAUCGGACCUUCGGGAGUCACGGGAAAUCAGGGGCAAAUUCAACCUUUGGCUCUACCCCCGGCCCUACGUCAGCAAUAUCAACAUCAGCUGUACCAACUUCAAGAAACCCAGGAGAGCAUACAGAAAUUGUUGCUACUUCAGCAACAGCUCAGAGCCCAACAGCAACUACUUCAAGCGCAGUCCUAUAUUCCCGAGGGAUUCGCCACCGACGAAGCUAGGAAGGCCGCGUUGCACCAAAGCACGAUCGCAAAUCUUCAAACUCUUCCGCAUCUCGCCCCAGACGCGCUGCUUCCGCCUCCUCCGGGGGACCAGCCGCAACCCCCGGAAUUUCCUGCCCAGGAGUUUUUGGUUUCGAAUGCCCAGAAAUUAACGGCUCAGCAGAACGUUGGUAAUUUGAGACACCAAGAAGCGGCGUCUGGAAGUAACGAGGAAACGAAAGGCGACGAAGCGAACGAGGAAGCCUAUUCGGGAGGCGAGGAAAAGUCGAAAGAUCAUUCCGCCAGACAAGGAGGACAUUACAAGAACACGAAAUCGUUGAGGGAUAAUAAAAAUGGUGAUCGAUUCGCCGCGCAAACCGUUACGCCUGGCUCUACGGACGCCCAGAAUGACGGCGAGGAGGAAGUACAACUUCUUUACGUCCCUGCGGAAACUCUAGCGCAACGCGACGGUCAGCGAGUAAAACCUUCGCAGAGAGUGAGAAAUCGUAAACAGUACGCGUCGCACCACCACCACCAACAACAACAACAACAACAACAACAACAACAACAAAACCAAUUUCAACAACAAGACGUAAAUAAUCAGGGAUUGGAAGGUACCAGGCCGAACGCAGCGCAGCAGGCGUUCGCUCAUCAAGUGUUGUACCAGUUGCAACAAGAGCAAGCGGAAAGAGACCGAAUCCAUAAGGAAGAACGAGAAAAGGAAUUGGAUCGUUUGAAGGAGGAGGAAAAGGAACUGGAGAGACGAGCGAAACAUCAUCAGGAGUUCGUGAUCAAGGAGCAGGAAUUGAAGCGACAAAAGGAGUUGGAGCUGCGAAAGGAACUGGAAAGAAAGGAGGAGGAGGCUCGCCAGAAGGAAUUGCAGAAGCUUCGAGAACUGAAACAACGAAAAUUGGCCGAGGAGGAAGCAGCGCGCAAAAAGGAAUUCGAGCGACAGGAGUUACUGGAGAGACAAAAAAUUGCCGAGCUCCGCGCGCAGGAUAGAAAGCAGAAGGAAGCGGAGGCGAGACAAGCGGAAAUCGACAGGUUGGCUGCCCUAGAACGACAGAAGGAAUUGGAAAUUCAACGGUCAUUGGAACAGCAGCGAGAACUGGAACGACUGCAGGCCGAGGACGAAGCCAGGGCUAGAGCGCUGAUCGAAAAUCAACGCUUGGCUCAGGCGAACGCUCAACUCGAGGCUCAUCGCCAAGCGCAUCAAGAAGCCAUCGAGACCCAAAGGCAGGCGCAAAUCGACGCCGCCAAAAUCGACGCUCAAAAUCGUGCUCAAAAUCAAGCUCAACAACAGCAUCUCACCGAAACCACGAAGCCGAAGAGCUCGAGGAUCAAGGGAAGACUCAGACACAGAAAUAGACAGGAAAAUCAAGCUACGACGCCGUCUCCGAACCAACCGCCCCUUUCGGUUUACAUGGGCGGCCACGAUCCCGCCGGUAACCCGGACGACCUCCGUGUUUCCGAUGUCCUUACGAUUCUGAAAAACGCCAAGACUAUUUCCGUACUGGAUUCCGUCGGGCCGGACGCUCCCCAGAUUUUCGUCGGUCCAACGAAUCUCGAUCCUCCGAACGGUUACGCUAAAUUUGAUCUGCCGUAUUUGUCGUCCAUCGACAACAACCGAGUAGAAAGAAAGGUGGACAAAUUGCCGUUUUUCGUAGCUCCCCUCAGUUUCAAACCUCCGCCCGGAUACUCGAAGAUUCCAUUCCCCGCUCCGCACAUCGGUUCCGUGGUCGUCAAUAACCUUGACAACGAACCGGACGGCCUCGACGGUCCACCCGGAGGCGUUUUGAAAACCGACGAAGAAACGCGGCCGAACGUCAACCCGCUAAUCGAGUCUAAUUCUUACGUCGAGGGCACUUUGCUUCCACCCAGAUUCUCCUACGACCCACAGAUCGCUUCCGAUUACGUUUCGGAGGCCGUAGUCGCUACGACUACGCCGAAAUACGAAGCCGUUUAUUCGCCCGCUCCUGCUUCGGGGACGCGUUUCAGGCACAGGCAAUUUUACAACGACAGACUGCCGGUUAACGGUUCAUCGAGCGCGCGGUACGAAGAACAGUCGGCAACCGAAUCCGGUGGUAUAACCAGAACGAAGUUCAGGCAAUACUAUAACGACAAUGUCCAAGGUCAAGUAACUCCGACUUACGGUUCGGCGACCACACCGUCGCCGGACACCGCGUACCGGACUCACGCCGAGACGAAUUUCGAAGCACCGGCUCCCGAGGGAAGCAUCGCCGCGAGGUUGCCUCUGAUCAAUCGCGAAUCGAACCAGAACGGAGAUACCGGAAAUCGUUACGAUUUCGAUCAGCGAGUUGCCUCCGAUCCCUUCCAAGCGAAUCGUGGCGGCGAUCCGUUCGAUCCUUCGGUAGAAAGCGGCGCGUCCGAAUUUUCGCUCUCCCAGAAUCACGAGAGUCAAGUGGAUCCCGGCGACCGGGUCGGGGCAUCAUCUCCUGGCCCUACGCAGUAUUCGAUACACUCGGAACUUCCGAAUAUAUCUCCGCAACUACCGGGCCUCGUCAAUUCUUUGCUCGAUCAUUCGGAACCGUCGGAAAAUAUCGUUACAACGACCACGACGACGACCACCACUACCGAAGCUCCGACCACCACGACCUACAGAUCCCGAGGGAGACAGAGGGGCAGAGUCGUUCCAACCAGGGCUCCUACGACGACCGAAUCGACGCCGACCAGAUCACACGUUAGCGACAGACAGCGCAGACCCUACAGCAGAUCUAGAAUCCGACAGGGAUACCAGACUACCACGGAAAACUAUCCGGACGCAACCUACAAUCCGACGAAAUCCAAGUUCUCUGGAGCGUCGCAAGAGAAAAGUCAUCAUCAAUUCUCGAGCAGCAUUCCCGAACCGCAGAGGAGACCGUCGGCUAGGAGUCAGAGAUACCGAGGAAAAGGCAGCGACAGGAAUGCGGUUCAACCGGAGGCCCGUCCGGAAGCUGGGCUCUCUCAGGCGGAGGUCGGUUCCCGAAAUCAGGAGAACCAGAACUUCCCCAAUAUUCCAAACUCGGCGCAUUCUCCGCGCGGCGAAAACGUUGAAUCUGGAAGUCCCACGGGCGACGAAAUUUCGCGGCCAAACGCACUUCCGCUUCAGGGUAAUCCGCAAGAAUCGCCCCUCGCGCAGGAAGUUGUGGACCCGUCCUUCCAACGGGAUGACAUCUCGGAGAUCCAAGGGAUCAAUUAUCAAUCGGGAUUCAGAAACUCGAAUUUCGGACAGACGAAUGUCGAGCAGAAUCCGGUGAACGGGUUCAAUUAUCAGUCGCAGAACGAACGAAAGCUCGAAAAUACUCCACAAGCCGCCCCGGCGUUGACACCUCAACAAUAUCCCGCGGAGAUUUAUAAUUUCUACGGGAAUCAAGGAAUCGUUGAAUCCUCGGGGAAGGAAAACGCCAAUUUCGAAAGCGAUCAUACCUACGGCUCGGCUCCUCAAAAGCCCAUCAGUCCCGCAAACCAGGAGACCCAAUACCCAAAAUCUGGACCCGUUUACGACCACUCUGAUUUCCAGCAACAACUGACGACCACGACAACAACGACGACGUCGACGACAACCGAGGCUCCCGAGGUGACGACACCUCGGCCAACUUUGACUCCGGCUCCGGUGAUCAUUCGGCAAAGGUUGCGCAGCCGUUUGAACACUAAUGCUCAGCGCGUUCCGCACGCUGAUUCCCCGAUCCAAACCCGCCCGACUGGAUCUCGGGAUGAAUUCGUUCGCUUCAACGCGGUCAACCACGAUUCCAGGCAUCAGUCCUCCCCGUCCGCGUCGUCGAGAAAUCAUCAGCAGGGAACGCGCCCCAGGCCGAGGAAUCGCGUGCAAGUCAACCAGCCGAACGUACAAACGGAAGGGGAUGAUUACGUGAGAAUUCAAACGCCUCACCAAAAAUCCACCGCAACAACUACCACGACCAGCACGACACCGGCGCCGGAAAGUUACGCCAAGGAAUCGGAAGAGGAGGUGGAAUACGGGUUCAUCAGACCGCCGAGCUUCAAACCAAUUUAUCCGGUUAACGAAAAAUUCAAUACCGCAAAUUUAGCGACGGCGUACAAGCCGAAAUACGAACAGGUCCAAUCGGAAGAGUCAUCGAACAACGCUCCCGUGGAAGUGGACAGUCCCCAGUCGCAAAUUUCGCCGAAAAACCGGCAGAAGUACCAGGUGAUGAACAGACGACCUUUGACAAGGUCGACGACGUCGUCGCCGACCACAACGACCGCCGAAAUCCCGGACGAAGAAGUUUUCACUCUGAGACCGAAAGUACAGAGCGAAGAGUGGAAGGUCGGCAAAACUCGUCUCCGGACCCGUAGACCCGGAAAAAGGAGAACCACGACGACUUCGACGACCACAACAACCACCACGACCACCACCGAGUCAAUUCUGGAUUCCAGCAACGAAUUACCCCUAGACGAAAAUUAUCCGCAAAUAAUUCAGGGAGUUCCGUCGUCCCCGUUAGAAGGUACUCGGCGAACCCUUUUCGACGAGGAAUUGAAAUCGUCAAACUUGGAAAACCUUCCGCAAGCCGAAGCACUGCUCAGAACUGGACAGCUCGACACCUUCCGACAGCAAGAUGACGCACAGCUUCCACGGCAGGACUUUGUGCUGAAUUUCGGUAUCGGUCCCAGCCACCAGGAAAGCCAGGAAGACUACGAUCAGACGCAACUCGCCAGUUCGCUCCCUAGGAAAUACAGUUACGUGAAUCGAAAAAGCGUCGUUAGAACGCGUCCGGAAAACGAAGAAAUCCCCGACGUCGAGGGCGCCGAGAGCCAAUGGUCAACCAAAUUGACCCAUGCUUCUUUUCAGCCAAGCUCUUUACCGAACCGAGUUCAAUCCGCAGAAAAGGAUAACGAGAGACAAGAGAAAAGCGACGAUUCGUUCGACAUCAUAACCGCCGGACCCGAUCUCUCGUCCGCCGAAGUUCUCGUGACCAGCAGCAUUUCGAACGCGCCAAGAGACGCAGUCGUCGUAAACACCAGUUAUUUUGGCAACGACGAGAAGCAAACGCCGCAGGAACCGCCGACGCUCCAACCGAGAUCAACCGUAGAUGAAAAGAGCGAGGAUCCAGUCGAAAAGGAUGUGAACGCGAACUCGGAUGGGCUCGAGUUCUGGAGUAAUGGAGGGGACGUUGCAUUCGGAGGCAAUUCAAACUCAGCGAAAAACGAAGCGAACGAAGCGCUCACGACCUUGAACAUUCCCCAGGAUAACCCGGAGGAAAUCACUGCGCCGGUGACCACAAUCCUUCCGGAGUCUGCUGGUUCCGAUUUGCGGAAAAAUACGCCCCCCGAGCCGACCGGAGAACCGAAGACCACGAAGAGAACCGGACACAGACGUAGACGCGUUCGCAUCCGUGUCAGGCCGGCCGAGGAUAUCGAAAGCGCGGAAUCGCAGCACGUCGGAUCCGCCUGGAACCACCUGAUUCAGGGAAAGGAUAGUUUCGACAAAAAUUCACGCUUCGAAGAGCCCAAACCGACGACGUAUGUCCCGACUUCUUCGACCACCGAAGUGCCGACGACGAGGUCGUUCUUCGAGGAACUCUUCGACGAAAUGUCGAAAAACAACGAGGAGUUCCGAGCUGCGGUUGUUUCUACUACGACGGACGUACCCGACGAUCCGGAACCUUCGACACGAGAUUCGACGAAACAUUACGAAGAGCCAACCACCGAAACGACCACCACGACACUCGGGACGACGACGACAUCCUCGGAGACUCUUUCCGGGAAUCCUGACCCGACUACCUCGAACUACCUUGACCUCCGAACCACCUUGCCGGAUGAAAAGAUGGCGACGCAAGCCACUACCGAACGUCACAGCUUUUCUCCGAAGUCACGCGAGAAAAAAAUUCGACCCUCGAUCGGUCUUGAGAAAUACGAAACUACCGAGGCAACGGAUAUGGAACACCGUCGUUUCCAUCCCAAGCAGACGCUAAAAAAUUGGUGGUAUCGUGAUCAGGAGUCUUUGAGCGAAGAUAAAUCGAAGCCGUUCGCACCGAAGUUCGUUACGAAUUAUCCGAAAGUUGGAACUGAAACGACCACAAUCGCGACGGAAUCGCCGGAACAGGCUUCACCCACGUCGCAGAGUAUGUCCGAUUACGUGAACGCGUUUUUCAAGAGCUUCGAGAGCCACGAAGAUCAGGACGAGGAAAACGGCAAGGAUUCGCCGCAUGCCACAGAAGCGUCGUCGACGUCGACUUUGAAAACUGAGGAAGAAACUGUCGAGAACUUCAAGUCAGACGAACCUACAACCGUCUACAGCGUUGGAAAAGUUUUCGAAGAAACGAGAAAGGAGAAUGAAAAUCCCCCUCCCGAAGCUGAAGAAUCCGUCACGAUACCAACGAGAGUGGAAGAGACGACGUUACAAACGACAGCAACGCCGGAAGUGACGUCUUAUUCGGUUCUCCAUACGACGCAGGAGGUCCCAUUUUCUCCCGAAGAGUUGACCACGACGGAGAUCCCGUCCACCGCGACUACGUUGCGAUCCGCAUCGAUCAAGACAAAUCCUAGCACGACGAACGACCUUUCGAAAGUAUUGAGAACCUCGACGACUACGGAAAUUUCUCACAUGACCGAAAUAUGCUACAGAGGACGGUGUGUGAAGACAAAAUCGCGGAAAGAAGUUCGUCGGAAAUAAAUCCGAUCGUAUCGAAAAUUUUACUAUAUUAUUCUCGCCCGAAAGUACAAGAAAGAAUGAAACGAAAAAAAAAAAAAAAAAUACGAUAAGAAUAAUGAUAAAAA